AUUAAUUGUUAUAAAAACCGCAUAAAAUGUAAAUUAGAGUAUUGGAAUAGCGGCAGAAACGCGCGCGUAACACACUCACGUAAACGGCAGGCUAACAACGCGUGGAACUGUGCUUUGGAAAAGAAAAGAAAAUUUGUGUUUUGUUCGUUCGGGUCGUUUACACUUGUGCGCUGCCAACUCGUCGCUCGCUGCCGCUGCGGUUUUCCUUUCGCAAAGGGUUUUCCGCAAAUAAGAAAAAAAGGCAUAGUUUAUUUAAACCAUCAUAAUUAUAUGUGUGUGUGUGUAUUUAAAGUGCAUUGUGCCGAUGUUUUCUUGAAAGUUUACAAACACGUAAAAAAUCUCCAGCUGGAAAGUGUUGCCCCUCUGCCCUUUAGUGCUGCUACCGCCUGCCUCUACAACAGCAACAACAAAUACAACACAUAGACAAACAUACAAACACGCACACUUAAACGCACUUCUUUGCGUUGGAAAGUGACGAACGAGCAACGGUAAACAGGGUGUCACAUCAUAGAUAUACCUGCAACGCUACAUACAUACAUAUAUACGCGUAUUGAGGCAGCCACAGUUGUUUUACUAUCAGGAAGUAUCCCGGAAGUGAGGAAGAGGCGACGCAACAUCUAGAGGCAAACAGCUGUGCCGCAGCAGAAUGUCGAGCGAGGAAGAUAAGCCGCCAGCACCGCCAGUGCGUCUCACGAGCAAUCGUGGGGGUGGCAUUGAACGAGUUGUGGGUGUGGGCGUGGCUGUAGGCAGUGGUGGCGAUGCGCCACCUGUGGAUAUGCGUCCGUUACCCAAAGAGCCCGACGAUGCGGACCGCAAGAAGAAGACGCUUAAGAACAAAAUCAAGGGAUCAAAACCAUCGCAUACGGACUCCAAGCCAAAUAUAUCGUAUCCCACGAAUUUCGAGCAUACGGUCCAUGUCGGUUUCGAUGCGGUCACAGGCGAGUUUACGGGCAUGCCAGAGGCAUGGGCGCGUCUGUUGAUGAACUCCAACAUUAGCAAGCAGGAGCAAAAGAAGAAUCCCCAGGCCGUGCUUGAUGUCCUGAAAUGGUUCGACAAUACAACCAAACAGAGGCCAAGUUCCAAAUACAUGACAAAUGCCAUCACGACGCACUCAGGCUCCUCGCUCAGUCGCGUCAGCAGCAGCAGUCCGAGCAGCACGCCCACUGACUCCGAGCUGCAUGCCUCGAACAGUGGCGGCAACCUGAUCGGCGUCCAGCUGGGCAGCAUGACGCUGGGGCCGAAUGCCAACAAUGUGUCGGUGGCGGGUCAAAUGCUGAGCAAUCAUUACCAGCAGCAACAAUUGCUGCAACACCAACAGCAUCAACAGUUGCAACACCAACAAAUACACCAACAACAACAGAAUCAGCAGCAACACAUCGGCAUCAGUCAAUCGCAUUCGUAUAAUUUUGGUGGCCAUACGGCCUCCUCAUCAUCGCAACAUUCAUCCGCCAACGAGGACGAUAUUUUGGGCGCACCACAGCCGCCGCCACCGCCAGUGGCUUCGCGGCCAGAGCGCACGAAAUCCAUCUACACGCGGCCCAUCGAUGAGCAGCAGCAACAGAUGAGCAUGCCAGCGGCGCCGGCGACCACGCCCACAACUCCAUUGCAGAGCAAAAAGCUACUGACGCUCUCGCCGGGCAGCAAACUGAAUAAUGCCACAACGACGCUUGACAAGAACAAAAACAAUGCAAACCUGUUGAACACACACCAGCUGGCGGCAUCGGCGGCGACGGCAACGACAAACGAUUCAAAUGCCACCACAGUGGCCAACAAUCUGAAUGCCUCGCCCGCAGCGGGACAACAGAUUGCUGUGCCGCAGGCGGCGGCAGCCACACCCAAUACUCGCGCCGGCAAUGCCAAAAAGAAGAAAAUGUCCGACGAGGAAAUAUUGGAGAAGCUGCGCACAAUUGUCUCCGUCGGCGAUCCCACACGCAAGUAUAAUAAAAUGGAGAAGAUCGGACAGGGUGCCUCGGGUACCGUCUAUACGGCAAUUGAAUCCUCGACUGGCAUGGAGGUGGCCAUCAAACAAAUGAAUUUAUCGCAACAGCCCAAAAAGGAGCUGAUCAUCAAUGAGAUAUUGGUGAUGCGAGAGAACAAGCAUCCGAAUGUCGUUAACUACCUCGACAGUUAUCUGGUAUCGGAGGAGUUGUGGGUGGUCAUGGAAUAUCUACCGGGUGGCUCGCUCACAGACGUCGUCACCGAGACCUGCAUGGAUGAGGGUCAGAUAGCGGCCGUGUGCCGCGAGGUGCUGCAAGCCCUGGAGUUCCUCCACGCCAACCAAGUCAUACAUCGUGACAUCAAGAGUGAUAACAUACUGCUGGGCCUCGACGGCUCCGUCAAGCUGACUGAUUUCGGUUUCUGCGCGCAGAUCUCACCUGAGCAAUCGAAACGCACAACUAUGGUGGGCACACCCUACUGGAUGGCCCCCGAGGUGGUUACACGUAAGCAGUACGGACCCAAGGUCGAUUUGUGGUCAUUGGGUAUUAUGGCCAUUGAGAUGGUUGAGGGCGAGCCACCCUAUUUGAACGAGAAUCCGCUAAAAGCCCUGUACCUCAUUGCCACAAACGGCAAGCCGGAGAUUAAGGAAAAAGACAAGCUGUCCGCAGCAUUUCAAGAUUUCUUGGAUCAGUGUCUGGAAGUGGAGGUGGAUAGGCGUGCCAGCGCCAUGGAUUUGCUCAAACAUCCCUUCCUGAAGUUAGCGCGUCCUCUGGCCAGUCUAACGCCUUUGAUUAUGGCCGCCAAGGAGGCCACAAAGGGCAACUGAUUAACAACCAAGAAACAGCAGCUCAUUUAACCAUUACUAAUGAAUUAUUAUUACAACAAGCAACAGCAGCAGCAACAACAACAACAACAAUAGCAACAGCAACAAUAAUUCUUAUGCGUAUGUUAUGAUUAAUUAACUAAUUAUUUAUAUAAACGUAUUAUAUACAUAAAUCUACAUAUACACACAUAUAAAUAUAUAUAUAAAUUUAUAUAUUCUAACACACGAAACAAAAGAAUAGAAGAGAAGAGAGAAGAAAAAAAUUUCAGUUCACUUUUUAAAAUCAUUUCAAAAAGUUUCCCAACAACAAAUCUGUAAUAACUUUUUAGUGUUGUUUGCAUUUCAAGUUCAACCAAUCAAUUCUCUGCUGCUAUUUGGAAAUACCAAAAUUUAUGUUUAGUUUGUACCAUAAACGAGAAUUCUACAAAUAAAAUUAACAAAUAAUUCGCAUUUUAAAUGCAUUACACAAUUGGAAUUUUGUGAAUUUAGCAGUGUUUCGAUUUACAAUUUAAAAUUCGUAUUUAGCAUUUAACAAACAAACAAACAAAAUAUAAACAAAAACAAUUGUAAAAAGCACUUUUCAGCA
Scaptodrosophila lebanonensis is the source of this 3347-nucleotide messenger RNA. RefSeq names its product serine/threonine-protein kinase PAK 1 (gene Pak). Bases 647 to 2764 code for a protein of 705 amino acids. Gene Ontology annotation, biological process: regulation of MAPK cascade; intracellular signal transduction; regulation of axonogenesis. Gene Ontology annotation, molecular function: ATP binding; protein serine/threonine kinase activity. Lineage: Eukaryota; Metazoa; Arthropoda; Insecta; Diptera; Drosophilidae. The record is from RefSeq and is a predicted model, not a curated record. Gene Ontology annotation, cellular component: cytoplasm. The transcript is spliced from 8 exons.